AUGGCUGCGGCGCCUGGGCUGCUCUUCUGGCUACUCCUGCUCGGGCCGCCCAGGCGGGUUCCGGGCCAGCCAGACUCGAGCCUGAGUAGACGCUUCUCAGAGCACAAGCUCUGUGCGGAGGAAGAAUGCUGCAUGCUAAUGUACCGAGGUGAAGCACUAGAAGAUUUCACGGGCCCAGAUUGUCGUUUCGUGAAUUUUAAAAAAGGGGAUCACGUAUAUGUCUACUAUAAACUAGCAGGGAGAUCACCUGAAGUUUGGGCUGGAAAUGUUGGGCGUAUUUUUGGGUAUUUCCCAAGAGAUUUAAUCCAAGUAGUUCAUGAAUAUACUAAAGAAGAGUUACAACUUCCAACAGAUGAGACAGAUUUUGUUUGUUUUGAUGGAGGAAAAGAUGAUUUUGAUAAUUAUAAUAUAAAAGAACUUUUGAGAUCCUGGGAAAUAUAUAAUUCUGCAACUGGAGAUUUUGAAAGGACAGUAGAAAAACAUUCUCAGCACAUGGAAAAACCUGCCGAAGAGUCUGAUGAAAGUGACCAUGACUCUGAACCCAAAGAUUCCAACUUAGAUGAAAAGGAAAGUUUAUUCUCUGACAGCACCGAGCAUCCAGAAGUUCCAAAGAAUCACCCUCAUGCAAGUGGUCAAACAGUUAAUGCUCAGGGAGAGCAUGCUUCAUUUGACCCUUUCGGAGAACUACUACACGAGAAGUUAAAAGGGCCAGAAAGUGAAAACAACAAAACCAGCAAUAGCUCGCAAGAUGAGCAGGGGAAGGUUGAUGCUUAUAAACUUUUGAAAAAAGAGAUGACCCUCGACUUGAAAACCAAAUUUGGUUCAACUGCUGAUGCACUUGUAUCAGAUGACGAGACAACCAGACUUGUUACAUCAUUGGAAGAUGAUCUUGAUGAGGAAUUGGAUGGUGAGUUUUACACAGUUGGGAAAGAGGAAGAGGAGGAUAAAGAAGACUUUGAUGAGCUUCCGUUACUAACCUUUUCAGGUGAAGAAGAUGUGCAAACACCUGAGCAAUACAGAGCUGAGAAAUACCCUACAGAUCAAGAACAGAAGUCAAAUGGAGAAACUGUGACAGAAACAGCUCAGUCUCCUGGCAUCCAAGAUGAUGGCAAAAAUACACGAGGUACUUUGGAGGAUACUCCCUUUGUUGUCAUGGGACGUGAAGAAAAGACAGGAAUGGUGGGUUUAGAGAAUUCCAAUUCAAAGGAACAAGUGGAAGAAAAUGCCAGGAGUCUGGUAAUUCCAGACACGAAAUGGGGAGAACAGCAAUCAGCUGGGGAUUCCUUGGACCCUGAAAAUACAGAAGAUAAUAUUUUGAUUGUAGAAAUCACUAAAACAAAUGAUGAUAAAGACCCCAAAAUGACCACUGAACUUGACAUUGAAGGGAAAGGCAAGUUAGUUCAGGAACCUAAGAGAAGCCUGGAACAAGAUGAGACAGAAUCAGAGGAGAUGAAGCAAGAAGAGACAAUUGUCCAUGGAACUACACAUAAUAACAAUCUUAAGUCCCUGCUAGCUGCUGUGAAAGGUAGAGGCCCAUUAAAAUCACCUUUUGAUAACCAAGAAAAUGACCAAGAAGAAGCAGCUAUUCAUAUCUUAAAAGAGGUCCAUGAAGAAAAGCCUGAUGAACACAGUUUAGAACCUGGUCCGGACAGUCAGUCUACGCAUAAAACUGCAGAAAAACAGAUUCAUGAAGAGAAAAUGAAAGAGGAAUCCAGGUAUAUUGCACCACUUUCAGGAGAUAAUCAGCACAAUGCAUCCGAAGACAGUGUACAGGAAGUGGAUAUUUUGGUAAGCGGACCAGAACCAAACAAACUUUCAGAGGAGCAUCAGGGUGAAGCACUUAAAGAGAAACUCACUCAUAAAACCCCAAACCAGCUUAGAUUCUCCUCUCCUGAUGAAGUCACUUUGCCGACAGAAUUGGAAAAAGAAGUUCCUGUUCAGGGAAAAAAUCUUUCUUGGCAACAAGAAAAGGAUGUGGCUCCUGCAGUAAAUAAGCACAUGAAUGAGGACACAGGGCUGUCUGAAGAGGCAGUCCAAAAGGACACCUCAGACAAAAAGAUUGUCCACCACAAGGCAGGGCAGGGCACACAGGAAGUGGGAGAAAGAGACUGGGCUGAUAGCACACAGUCACCAGGUUCACACACGGAAGAAGCUGAAGCAGAUGACGAUGACUACAACUCAAAAGAACUGCUAGAAGAUGAAAAUGCUUUAAGUGCAAAACAGUCUAAAGAAAAAGGCACUGGGAUUCAAGAAAAAGGCACUGGGAUUCAGGACAGGAUGUUAGAUGCUAAUCUGCGAGCCCUUGAGAGAGUUACGUUAGAGACUGUUAAUCCUGAUCCAGAUAUUGGGAGAAACAAAAUCGAAACAAGUAUGCUUUUGGAGACUGAAAAAACCCCGAAAACUGUGGACAAAGAGGUAGUUACACAAUUCAAGAAACCAGCAAACAUGGAAGUGGAAAAAGAAGGAAGCCCUUCUGUAGCUAAGAAAAUACACCGAUUAUCUGAAGUAAGUGACUCUCCACACACACAUUCUCCUGAAAAAAAUCACACUCCAGAGUUAGGUGAAGUGCUUCCAAAUAAAGAUUCUGAUUACCAUAAAGAUGACGCCCCUGCGGAGCAUAUAAAGACAUCAAGGCCUGAAGAGAAGCCUGAGGGAGAAUUCCUUAAAGAGGACCACGAUGAUGUACGAAAAUUCAUGGACCCAGAAGUCCAGUGGGCUGCUUCUGAAGAGCUGGAAGAUCACGUUGACCACUGGGCUGCACAUACAACUGUGAAGCCAGAACAUAUUGACAGUGAGAAAGACUUGCCUAUAAUAAGGAGCUUUUUUAAAGCAGAACAGUCUUUGCAACGGUUCCAAAAGUACUUCGAUAUCCAUCAGCUGGAAGCCAUGUUCCAAGAAAUGUCAUUAAGGCUGAAGUCGGCCCAACAGGAGAGCCUGCCUUAUAAUGUUGAUAAAGUCCUAGAUAAGGUCUUCCGUGCCUCCGAGUCACACAUCCUGAGCACAGCAGAAAAAAUGAUUGAUACGCGUAUGGCUGAAAAUAAAAAUCUGGAAAUAAAGGAAAAUGACAUAUUUGAAGAGGCUGCAGUGUUGGAUGAUGUUCAAGACCUGAUCUAUUUUGUCAGAUACAAGCAUUUCACAUCAGAGGAGACAAGACCAGUGGCAGUGACACAGCCUCCUGAGGAAAGCUGGGAAGGACCUAUCGAAGAGAUACAACUUUCAGAUGAAGAUCACUUACCACCACAGAACAUAGAAGAUCUUAAUGAGCAAGUUCUUGAAGAGACUGGCCACUUGGAUCAACUUGAGACUAAUGACACAGUUGUCUCAGAAGUAUCACAGAUGCCAACAACUGAGAAGAAUUUAGACCCAGGAAUAAUUACAACCGAAGGUAUGCCUGUUGUUGCCAAAAACCAGCUUGAAAGAAAUACUGAAGAGAUAGCAAGUGCAACACCUUUAGAAAAUGUGGUUCUUUUAAUCUAUUCCUUCAUGUCGCAUUUAAGUAAGACGCUAGUUGCCACACUGCCUGACGAUGUUCAGCCUGGGCCUGAUUUUUAUGGAUUGCCAUGGAAACCUGUACUUCUCACAGGCUUCUUGGGGAUUGUUUCAUUUGUCAUUUUCUUUUGGAGAACCGUUCUUGCUGUGAAGCCCAGAGUGUAUCAAGUUUCUGAACAACAGAUUGCUGAAAAGAUAAAGAACAUCAUAAAAGAAAAUGCAGAACUUGUAGAAAAAUUGUCAAAUUAUGAGCAAAAGAUCAAGGAAUCAAAGAAACAUGUUCAAGAAACCAAGAAACAAAACAGAAUUCUCUCUGAUGAAGCCAUUAAGUUCGAGGAUAAAAUCAAAGAACUUCAAGAAACAAAUCAAUUUCUGGAUGGCAAAGCUGAAAGUCUGCGGGUCAUGUUAGAAUCUGAAAGGGAACUGAAUGUUAAGAAUCAGGACAUGAUACUAGAAAAUAAGAAAUCUAUGGAGAAGUUAAAAGACGUUAUUUCAAUGAAUGCCUCGGAAUUUUCAGAGGUUCAGAUUGCCCUGAAUGAAGCUAAACUUAGUGAAGAGAAGGUGAAAUCUGAGUGUUAUCGGCUUCAAGAGGAAAAUGCUAAGCUUAAAAAGAAGAAGGAGCAGUUGCAGCUGGAAAUUGAAGAUUGCCGUAAAUCACAUGCUGCGCUCAGUGAGCAAAUCCUGUCAUUUCAAAAGUCUCAGAAAGAUCUGGAAAUUGCUAUGACACACAAAGAUGAUAAUAUUGAUGCUUUGACUAAUUUCAUCACACAGUUGAAUAAGUUCAGUUGUGAAGGUGAAGAUCAAAAUAAAGGAGGAAGUGGGUCAGAUGAAUUAGCGAAUGGGGAAAUGGGAGGCGACCAAAGCGAAAGGAUGAAAAAUCAAAUUAAACAGAUGAUGGAUGUCUCUCGGACAAAAACUGCAAUAUCCGUAGUUGAAGAGGAUCUAAAACUUUUACAAACUAAGCUAAGUGCCUCGCUGUCUACUAAAUGUGAUCUGGAAGAGCAAGUGAAAACAUUAGAAGCUAAUCGCAAUUCACUGCUGUCUACCAAAGCUGGAUUGGAAGAUGAAUGCAAAACCCUGAAGCAGAAAGUAGAGAUUCUAAAUGAACUCUAUCAAGAGAAAGAGAUGGCUCUACAAAAGAAAUUGAGUCAAGAAGAAUAUGAGCGGCAAGAAAAAGAGCAGCGUCUGUCUGCUACAGAUGAAAAAGCAAUUUUGGCUGCAGAAGAAGUGAAAACUUACAAGAGGAGAAUUAAAGAAAUGGAAGCUGAAAUACAGAAAACAGAGUGCUCAUUUAAAAACCAGAUUGCUGCUCAUGAGAAGAAAGCACAUGAGAAUUGGCUGAAGGCUCGUGCUGCAGAAAGAGCUAUAGAUGAAGAAAAAAGAGAAGCUGCUAACUUAAGACACAAAUUAUUAGAAAUAACCCAAAAGAUGGCAAUGCUACAAGAAGAACCAGUGAUUGUAAAACCAAUGCCAGGAAGGCCUAAUCCACAAAACCAUCCAAGGAGAGGUCCUCUCAGCCAGAAUGGCUCCUUCGGCCCAUCCCCUGUGAGUGGUGGUGAGUGUUCCCCUCCGCUGACCAUGGAGCCGCCUUUGAGGCGUCACUCCACUACUUUCAGUACCCGAGAUGUGCCAAGAACUGAAUUUGGGACAGUCGAAGGGCCUCUACCUUGUCCUCAGUGGCCCUCUGAAGCAUCUGGGAAACCCUCUGCCUCUGAUCCAGGAACUGCUGCAGUUCCCUUGAUGAACAACAGUUCAAGAAGCUCUUCCCCUAAGGUGAUGGAUGAAGGCAAAGUUAAUAUAGCUGCAAAAGGUCCACCUCCUUUCCCGGGAAUGCCCCCUAUGAGUUCGCCCAUGAGAGGCCCUCCACCUCCACCUAUUCGAUACGGACCACCUCCUCCACCCUUUGGGGCUUUUGGGCCUCGACCACUCCCUCCACCAUUUGGUCCUCCUCUGCGUCCACCAUUAGGCUUAAGAGAAUAUGCACCAGGCAUUCCACCUGGAAAACGGGACCUGCCACUCAAUCCUCGAGAAUUCUUACCAGGAAACACAACUUUUAGACCCUUCGGCCCAAGAGAGUACUUUGUUCCUGCUGCCCGCCUACCACCCUCACCUCAUGGCGCACAGCAUUACCCACCUUCGCCUGCUGCAGGAGACUUCCCACCAUCUGGCUCUAGGGAAGAGCCUCCACCUGCCAAGAGCACUAGCCAGGACUCUUCACCAGCUUUAAAACAGAGCCCAUAA
Messenger RNA from Elephantulus edwardii (Cape elephant shrew), 5730 nucleotides. It is a transcript of the gene MIA3, whose product is annotated as melanoma inhibitory activity family, member 3. Gene Ontology annotation, biological process: protein secretion; endoplasmic reticulum to Golgi vesicle-mediated transport; vesicle cargo loading. Gene Ontology annotation, cellular component: endoplasmic reticulum membrane; endoplasmic reticulum exit site. Lineage: Eukaryota; Metazoa; Chordata; Mammalia; Macroscelidea; Macroscelididae. The transcript has 28 exons. Gene Ontology annotation, molecular function: protein binding. The record is from RefSeq and is a predicted model, not a curated record. Bases 1 to 5730 code for a protein of 1909 amino acids.